Molecule: messenger RNA, 948 nt
Organism: Exophiala mesophila
Lineage: Eukaryota; Fungi; Ascomycota; Eurotiomycetes; Chaetothyriales; Herpotrichiellaceae
Exons: 1
Coding region: 1-948 (315 amino acids)
Source: RefSeq, a predicted model, not a curated record
AUGGCUAGCUUGAGACUACUCGUCCUUGCCGUGGCAUUGUCCGGCAUCUCUUCCGUUGCCUGCCUCGGGACCGCUGCUGUCGAGAAUUGGUGUGAUGUCGAGGUCUAUAUCUGGAGUAUUGCAAAUGUCCCCAACGACACAACUAAUUAUCUGGAGCCAAAUAUCGGCAGCUACAACGAGACAUAUCGAGUUAACCCCAACGGUGGAGGCAUCUCGUUGAAGAUUGCGACGGUUACCGAUGAUUCGUUCAUCACGCAGUUCGAGUACACCUAUCACCCUGACAAUCCGAUACUGGCGUAUGACAUCUCGAAUAUUAAUGGGUAUCCGUUCGAAAACUGGGGCCUCUACCUCUCACCGUCUUCCGGCGACUGCUCGAGCAUCACCUGCGACCCUGGCGUGGCGCUUUGCCCAGAUGUUUACAAUCAGCCACAUGAUGACUUUGCCGUCAAAUCCUGUGACGUGUCGGCCAACUUGACUCUCACUUUGUGUCCUCCUCAAACCACAUCAUUAGAGGCGGCCACAGUAACUGUGACGACGACCGACUCCGGGGGCGAUGCCAUCCUGACUACUCUCGCGACGACCAUUACUUCGGUUGGACCCGUGACUACAUCUCAAGGCACACUACCCGAAACUGUUACCGUGGACUCAGAAAGCUCUUCCACGACCGCGACGACGACAAACCUAGAGCCUGUUGUCGUGACUUUAAUGACAACAGACACCGCCGGCGAUCCUACCUUGACCACCCUGACGACGACCAUUACGUCGGUCGGGCCGGUGGUCACCUCUCAGGAUACAGCAUCAGAAAUUGUCACUACGGACCCGGCCACCACGAGCAUGAUCACUAUCAGUUCAGAAACCAUACUAAGAGCCUCAGAGACGACGGACGCUGCUGGUCAACUUUCGCUGACCACACUCACCACAGUAAUUGCAGUUACUACCCUGGAUUAA